Molecule: messenger RNA, 1059 nt
Organism: Nicotiana attenuata
Lineage: Eukaryota; Viridiplantae; Streptophyta; Magnoliopsida; Solanales; Solanaceae
Exons: 1
Coding region: 1-1059 (352 amino acids)
Source: RefSeq, a predicted model, not a curated record
AUGGAUAAUGGAGAUAAAAGUUGGAUGUAUCUCCUAAGAUGGACGGAUGAAUAUAUCCGUGGAGUGAACAAUUUUCUUGAUAAGGCAUUUGAACGAGCUUCCCAGAGAAAUAAAAUAUUAUGCCCUUGCAAAAAGUGUAUUAAUCGCUAUUGGCACUAUAGAAAUGUGGUGGAGGAUCAUUUGGUUGUUAAUGGUUUUGUUGAUGGUUACACCAAAUGGGUUUUCCAUGGCGAAGGGCUUUCCUCUAGAAAUGCACCUCACCAAAGCAAUGAUGAUGAAGAUUCUAACAUGCGUGAUGAUAUUGAUGGAUUACUUCAUGAUACCUUUAGAAAUGUAGAAGGUGAGGCAGAGCAGGAAGAACAGAUGAGAGAGACUCUAUCUGAAGAUGCUAAGAGAUUUUUCAGAUUAUUAGAGGAAGGCAAACAAGAACUAUAUCCUGGGUGUGAAACCUUCACUAAAUUGAGUUUUACUAUUCGGUUGUACGUGUUUAAAUCCUUGCAUGGAUUGAGUAAUGUGGCCUUUUCAGAUAUGCUAGAGUUGUUAAAAGAGGCAUUUCCCUUUGCUCAGUUGCCAGAAUCUUUCAACAAGGCUAGAAACAUGAUAAAAGAUUUGGGUCUUCAUUAUGAAAAAAUACAUGCAUGCCCUAAUGAUUGCAUGUUAUUUUGGAAAGACAAUGCAAAGGCCGAUAGUUGCUUUGUUUGUGGGGCUUCUCGAUGGAAAGUUGUUGAUGCUUCCUUAACUAAUACAAGCUCUAAAAUCCCAGUAAAGGUUUUAAGGUACUUUCCCUUAAAGCCUAGGCUUCAGAGGAUAUUCAUGUGUCCUGAAACAGCCAUUGCAAUGAGAUGGCAUGCUAAUGAACGACUCACUGAUGGGAAUAUGAGGCAUCCUGCUGAUGGAGAAGCUUGGAAGGAUUUUAAUUCUCUACACCCAGACUUCUCCAGAGGUCCAUGUAAUGUUAGGUUGGGUCUUUCAAGUGAUGGUUUCAAUCCAUUUCGAACCAUGAGCAUUUCUCAUAGCACGCGGUCUGUCAUGUUAAUGAACUAUAAUUUAUCACCAUGA